AUGGCAACUGAAUCCACCAUCAGGCUCCUAGAGAGUCUCCAUUAUAUCUACCCAGCUCUUGUUUUCACUUACUUUAUGGUGUCUACUGUCAUAGCCGUGUGCACCUUGGAAACUUUGAAAGCGGCCGCCAACCCAAAAGACAAGAAGAUUCCCAAAACAGCCAUCGUGAAGGUUAUGUUAUUCAUCGUCUUGACUUACUUCUCGCAGCUCACCGCCGUCGUAGUCCGUUCGGUCUUGGAGAGAACGUGGCUCGGUCGGGACGAUGUUGUUGUCGGCUGGCUCUCUUGCUUCAUGGUGUUCGGGAUCCAAACCGCUUCCCUUGCCAAGACGGAGCACCCGGUGUGGUAUCCUCUCCACGGUUCAUGGCUUCUUUCUGUCGGGUUUGAGUUUGCCCUGGCCGUGCAAUAUUUCACCUACCCCCACAAGGAACUGUCCGGAUUUCCGAAAUUUGUAUACGGGGGAUUUUCGUCUUUCCGUGCUGUCUUGCUCGUCAUCUUGGCUGUUACCUACUACAUCCGCCGAGAUGGUUUUCAGUCACUUCCAGAUACGAGCGAUGAAGAACGCCAGGCCCUUCUUGGAGAAGACGCCCAGGAACAGGAACAGGAAGCCUCGAGCAAUGGGCACGCACCAAAUGGCCACGCACCGAAUGGCCACAAGCCGAACGGCCAAGCCCGAACCCAAGGCUACGGUUCCACAGAGGCGAAUGGAUCUGCGGCAAAGAAACGACCGGUAGAGCUACCCUUCGAGAGGAGAAUGCGUGAAGGAAGGGAGAGGUUGGAAAAGAGGCUUCAGGAAGAUGGAAACUGGUUUACUUACAUCAAGAAGUUUGCUAUUUUGUGGCCUUACAUCUGGCCAGUUGGCAACCGUGGAUUGCAGUUUCGCGCCGUCCUUGUCGGAAUCACCCUUCUCACCAAGAACGCCCUGAACCUGCUUAUUCCUCGUCAAAUGGGUAUCAUCAUGGACAUUCUCGGAGGCACCCGAGAAGGCAACCCCUGGAUCCAGGUCAUUUUAUUUGCUGCGCUGAAAUUCCUCGCCUCGGAUUCUGGUAUUGACUAUGUACGCCAACGUAUCUAUUUCCCUCUGGAGUACUUUUCCCGGGAUGCACUCAUUACUGCCGCCUACCGACACAUUCUCAACCUCUCCGCCGAUUUCCAUGACUCGCAAAGCACUUCAGACACUAUUUUGGCGAUUAGGGGUGGCGAGACGAUCUCAUCAAUGGUCGAUAAGUUGGCCUUCUCAGCGUUCCCGCGAGUUGUUGAUCUUGUCAUCGCCAUCAUAUACCUGUCGCUCAAGUUUGGACCUUACGAAGGCUUCAUUACCAUAUCUACCGCUAUUUGCUAUCUUCAUGUUGCCAGCAUCCUCGUUGACGGCAUGAAAGAAGCCCGCCGCGACCAGGUUGCCUCUUACUAUGAUAAGAACAGCCUUCUCCAGACGGGCGUCGAGGGCUGGCAUACUGUGACCGCGUUCAACCAGACAGGCUAUGAAGACAACCGACACGCAAAUGCCGUUCGUGUUUACACGGAAAAGACGAAAGUCCUCUACUUCAAGUGGUUCAGCAUCCACGCCCUCCAGUCGCUUGUGCUACUUGCUGGUCUUCUGUCGGGAGCCUUCCUUGCCGUCGCCCGCAUUCAGAGCGGGCAAGCUACGCCCGGAGACUUCACAAUGCUUCUGAUGUAUUGGGGUCAGCUGACGGGUCCUCUAAUGUUUUUCUCAUCCCUCGGAAAACAAGUCAGCAACGACCUCAUCCACGCCGAACGUUUGCUAGAUAUGAUGUACAGGAAACCGACAGUGACAAACAGAAAGGGAGCACGGCCAUUACAAUACACCGAAGGCAAGGUUGAGUUUGACAAUGUUUGCUUUACAUACGAUGAUAAGAAGAAUAUCAUCAAGGACCUUACCUUCACUGUUCCGGGGGGGCAAUGUGUCGCCUUUGUGGGAGCUACCGGAGCGGGGAAAUCGACUAUAUUGAAACUCCUCAGUCGUCUUUACGACGUCUCCAGUGGAUCCAUAAAGGUGGACGGCCAGGAUAUCCGGGAUAUUGACUUGGCUAGUCUACGUGGUCGGAUCGGAAGUGUCCCACAGAGCCCAGUACUGUUCAACGAUACCAUUUUGAACAACAUACGAUACGCUCGAAUCACGGCAUCAGAUGAAGAAAUUCAUGAAGCAUGCAAAGCCGCCUGGAUCCACGAUAAGAUCGAAUCGUUCACUGACGGAUAUGACACUCGUGUGGGUGAGCGAGGAAUAAAACUAUCAGGAGGCGAACUUCAGCGGGUAGCGAUUGCGAGAGCCAUGUUGAAAGAUCCAGACUUGGUUGUACUUGACGAAGCAACUAGCGCUGUUGACACUGAUACUGAGCACAAGAUACAACAAUCUCUUGCCAGACUCUGUGACGGGCGUACCACCUUUGUGGUGGCGCAUCGCCUUUCCACGAUUAUGAACGCCGACCGAAUCAUUGUCAUCGGUGACGGUACGAUUCUCGAGUCAGGCGACCACGAAACUCUCAUCCGGGCGGGAGGAAAGUAUGCCGACUUGUGGUCGAAGCAGGUUUUCUUGAAACCCAAAAAGAAUGACAAAGGCGCAUCGGAAUCAUCCACACCCUCGACUCUUAUCAAUGACUUGGAACCCGAAACAGCCGAGGCGGAACUUAGCAAGAUCCGUGAAGCAGUCGAGCGCGCCGCGAACAGACGGGGCAGCGUGUCGUCGGACAGUAGUCAGAAGGAUGAGGGUACCGAGACUUCUGGGGAGACCAAGUGCGAGCGACUGAAUCCGGUUGCCCCUGAGUUUACUCCUCGAUCCUCGAUGACGAGUCAGGCCGCACCUCACACCCCAAGUAUUAUCGCCUUCCCCACCCAUCUCGGCAUGCCGGUGCACUUUGGAACGGGAUCGCACAUGCGCCAGAACGGGCCCUUCCGCAUUGCUGAGCAACUCAAUGGCGAGGAGGACAGCCACAGGCUUCCGCGGUUUACACCCACUGAAGUCUUCCGGAUCGAACAGCCUGGCUGCUCUUCUCCUUCGACCACUCGACGGCAGCACUUUCCUAAACAAUCUUCUCGACACUUCGAUAUGCCCAGGCUUAUAAAAUCAUCACAGUCUACUACUCCUGCCAGCUCAUUGGCGGAUCGUGUUAGGAGCAAGGGGUCAAGCUCACGCCUUAGACGGGCGCAGGGAGAAUCGACCCCCGCCUCCAAUCAGAAAAAAGAAGUCAAAUUUGACGAUGACGAGCGGAAAAACAACUCAGCGAGUCUCGGCAUUGCGGCCUUCCACCGCCCUGAGUAUUCUCGGCGGGGUCAGUCGCGCAGCGAACCUGGUCUGAACACGACCGAUUCCGAUGAGGACCUGGACGGGCUGCCUGCGUGCGGCAUACGAGUAUGA
This is a messenger RNA of Scedosporium apiospermum, 3372 nucleotides long. RefSeq lists its product as uncharacterized. The coding region runs from base 1 to 3372 and encodes 1123 amino acids. Gene Ontology annotation, molecular function: ATP binding; ATP hydrolysis activity; ABC-type transporter activity. Gene Ontology annotation, cellular component: membrane. Gene Ontology annotation, biological process: transmembrane transport. The record is from RefSeq and is a predicted model, not a curated record. NCBI's taxonomy places the organism in Eukaryota, Fungi, Ascomycota, Sordariomycetes, Microascales, Microascaceae. The transcript has 7 exons.